AUGACCGGACAACACGAAGCUGCCAUUCUCCCCCAGCAGGGCGGUCCCUUGUCUCUUGGCAAGCGUCCCACCCCCGAGCCCGGUCCAAACGAUGUUCUCAUCGAAGUCAAGGCUGUUGCCUUGAACCCCUGCGAUUAUUUCCAGCGUGACUAUGGCAUGCCUCCUGUGCCUAUCUACCCCGCUAUCAUCGGAUCCGAUACUGCUGGUGUUGUCACCAAGCUGGGCUCUAAUGUCACCACGGUCCCUGGCCCAGGAAGCCGAGUUAUUGCCUUUGCCUCAUCAUUCUACCAGAACGGCUCCCCAGACCACGGUUCCUUCCAAAAGUACACUUUGGCACAAUCCGAAGCUGUCAUCCCACUUCCAGACAAUCUAUCCUUUGAGGAAGGCGCGGUCUUCCCUUUGGCCGUCUUGACUGCCUUGACUGCCUGGACCACAAUCGGCAUUCGGCUCGACACCAAGUACACUCCCGCAGACAAACAAGCGGUCCUGAUCUGGGGCGCAUCGAGCAGUGUAGGCACGUUUGCCGUACAAUCGGCCAAGACACUCGGCUUUACUGCCUACGCCACCGCCAGUCCCAAGCACCAUGACCUCGUCAAGAAGCUCGGAGCCCAUGCGGUUUUCGAUUACAGGGCAAGCGAUGUCGUCUCCCAGAUUGUUAGCGCCGUGAAAAAGGAUGGUGUCAAGCUGCACACUGCACACUGCGUUGUUGAUGGAGCUCUGCAGCCAACAUUAGACGUCCUUAAGGAGACCAAGGGCAAUGCACAUGCCAAGGUUGCACACUCACCCCUACUCCCAGAAGGUCACCCUAUCCUUGACAACACGCAGAUCACUUUCAAUUUCCCAUCUAUGGACGAGACCGCGAGGAGCAAGCACAUUGACGAGGUCUUCAAUGGGUGGCUGAAGACCGGUCUGCAGUCCGGUGAAGUAAUCCCCAGCCCCACUAUCCAGAUUGAGGGUGGCGGUCUGGGCGGAGUGCACGCAGCACUGGACAAGCUCAAGGGUGGUGUCAGUGGCACUAAGAUUGUUGUGCCAGUCUAA
This is a messenger RNA of Aspergillus tanneri, 1038 nucleotides long. Its product is annotated as zinc-binding alcohol dehydrogenase family protein. The record is from RefSeq and is a predicted model, not a curated record. The coding region runs from base 1 to 1038 and encodes 345 amino acids. Lineage: Eukaryota; Fungi; Ascomycota; Eurotiomycetes; Eurotiales; Aspergillaceae. The transcript has a single exon. Gene Ontology annotation, molecular function: oxidoreductase activity, acting on NAD(P)H.